AUGUUGGAGACCAGGAGUGACGACCUGUUCCUGCCCUCCUACCAGGACGAGCAGCUGGUGGACGACCUGCUGUCCUGUGACGACUCCAACCGGGCCCUCGGCGGUCCGGGUCUCUCCCUGGCCGCGGCCCUGCUGCCCCUGGUGGAGUCCUCCUCCCCGACCUUCAUCAACAGCGUCUGCUCCACCCGCUACAAGACGGAGCUGUGCUCCAGCUACUCCGCCUCUGGCUUCUGCAAGUAUGCCGAGCGCUGCCAGUUUGCCCACGGCCUCCACGAGCUCCACGUUCCCUGCCGCCACCCCAAGUACAAGACGGAGUUGUGCCGCGGCUUCCACACCACGGGCUACUGCUUCUACGGCAGCCGCUGCCUGUUCGUGCACGGCGGCGCCGAGCAGCGGCCCGCCCCGAGGCGCCGCCGGAACGUCCCCUGUCGCUCCUUCCUCUCCUUCGGCGUCUGUCCCUUCGGCACCCGCUGCAACUUCCUGCACGUAGAGGCCGGCGACGCCGUCGGCAGCGGCGCGGAGUCGCCCGCCGCCGAGGAGCCGCCGCCGCCCGUCUCCAGCCCCCUCCCACAGGCCAAGGAGUGGAAGCCCCGCGGCGCUCUGUGCCGCACCUUCAGCUCCUUCGGCUUCUGCCUGUACGGCACGCGCUGCCGCUUCCAGCACGGCCUCCCCAACAAGAUCCAGGCGGGCUCCCGGUACCCCCAGCCGUACCCCGGCAGCUCCGGUUCGCCUUCCCCCACCUCCCGCUUGGCCUCCUCCUCUGCGCUCUCGUCCUCGUCCUCCUCUCCUCCGUCAGCCUCUCCUCUGGCCACGCCGCCCGAGGAGGCCGUGGCCCACAACGCCUUCACCUUCUCCAGUCAGCACCUCAGCGACCUGCUGCUGCCGCUGGCCAUCCGCCUGCAGCAGCUGGAGUGUAGCAAGGGCCAGGAGAUCUGGGCCAACCGGGCGCUCUGA
Molecule: messenger RNA, 954 nt
Organism: Pseudoliparis swirei
Lineage: Eukaryota; Metazoa; Chordata; Actinopteri; Perciformes; Liparidae
Gene: cth1
Product: cysteine three histidine 1
Exons: 2
Coding region: 1-954 (317 amino acids)
Molecular function (GO): metal ion binding; mRNA binding
Source: RefSeq, a predicted model, not a curated record